AUGUUCCGACAAACCGCUGUUCUCGCGCUCGCGCUCCUUCCUUUCUCCUUGGGCCAAGUCUCAGAAAGCUUUGAGAGUGGGCUGGACGCGACCGCAUGGCCCACAUAUGCGCCUGAUUGCAACCAGGGGGGUAAAGUCACGCUUGACAGCUCCACGGCUCAUACUGGCAAGAACUCUGUGAGGGUUGAUGGUGCGGGUGGCUUUUGUGGACAUAUCUUCUUCGGCACGACGAAGAUUCCCAGCGGAGACGUUUACGUCAGAACUUAUCUAAAAGCCUCGAAAGCCCUCACCGACUCUCACGUCACUUUCAUCACGAUGCCAGACUCCGCUCAGGGCGCCAAAAAGCAUCUCCGCAUUGGAGGUCAGAGCAAAAUCUUAAUGUACAACCGCGAGACCGACGACGCUACGUUGCCCGAUCUAUCCCCACAAGGCAUUGCCGCUUCCAAAGCGCUUCCCGCUGGCUCCUGGCAAUGCUUCGAGUAUCACCUGGGCACCGACGGCACAGUUGAGACGUGGUUGAACAAUGCGACUAUCGAUGGUCUUACUGUAAAAGCGGGUACGACCAAUAGCAAUGCGGGACAGUGGCAGAGAGGCACUUCCAAACCGAAGAUUACUGCUGUUUAUUUUGGAUGGGAGUCGUAUGGCGGAGAUACGAAUACCUUCUGGUAUGAUGAUGUUGUUGUUAGCUCCAGUCGUGUUGGAUGUUGA
Molecule: messenger RNA, 708 nt
Organism: Cucurbitaria berberidis CBS 394.84
Lineage: Eukaryota; Fungi; Ascomycota; Dothideomycetes; Pleosporales; Cucurbitariaceae
Exons: 2
Coding region: 1-708 (235 amino acids)
Source: RefSeq, a predicted model, not a curated record